AUGACUUCGUUCCUCGCUCCCACUGGUGGCGCCUCCCUCUUACUAUCCUUCCGCCUUCAAAAACACACUGUCCUGGUUAUAGGGUCCAACAAUUUGGCAGCAUCUCGCGCCUUCGCAGCGUUAGAAGCAGACUCUAGGGUGAUAAUUCUUGCCAAGGGUGGAGUUCAGACCGCAUGUAGCGAGCUCCAAUGGCGCAAUAGCCAUGGUCAGCUCACCAUCGUGGAUUGGGAUGAUCUGCCUUGCACGUCAGGUAGUGGGGUGGGUAGUGAUCAUGAAGCUGAUGCAGUAGAUGCAUAUGUUUCUGGUAUCGAGGGACUCCGUUUUGUCUGCGUAACAGACACGAUCCUCGGGCCGGAACCCUUCCUGCGUCGCAGUCGUGCCUCCGCUGCGCGGAUCGCCCGUGUCUGUCGCGCUCGCAACAUACAUAUCAAUGUUACCGAUAUGCCUGACCUGUGCGACUUCUCCUUCUUAUCGACUCACCGAUUUUACGACACCGAGACUGGGCUUGCAACACCCUUGCAAAUUGGAGUUACUACCAACGGUCAAGGAUGUCGCUUAGCUGGCCGCCUGCGGCGAGAUAUCGUCGCAAAGUUGGCUCGCGAGGCGGGCGGCGCUGUUGCCAAGGUUGGGAAACUGCGCAGUCUUGCGAAGACGUCGGACGAGGCUGUAUAUGAAGAGGGCGACGUGGGGCUGUACGAGGAGGAGACGGCGUCGACGCCAAACGUCCCUUUACCUCCGAGGAGCGCCAAUGAGACUAUUUUGGAGAGUGCGCGAAGGCGUAUGAAGUGGGUUGCGCAAGUCAGCGAAUAUUGGCCGAUUCAGAAGCUCGCUGGCUUGACGGAAGAAGAGAUGGUCCGAGUACUCGAUGGAAGACAUGGCCUCCCAGGAACAGCCUCGUCGAAUCUGCCCGCCGAAGUUUUCCCUGAGAACGGCGGAGAAAGCUCACUGCACUCGCUGGCGAUACCCGCUGCACGUCGCGGUCGGAUUUUUCUGGUAGGAUCCGGACCUGGCCAUCCUUCUCUGCUCACGCUCGCCACGUAUGCGGUUCUCACGAAACACGCGAACCUCGUCCUUUCUGAUAAGCUUGUACCCGACGUAGUACUUGCACUCAUCUCGCCAAAAGUGGAAGUGCGCAUUGCGCGGAAAUUCCCUGGUAAUGCGGACAAUGCCCAGUCCGAGUUGAUGGAGGCUGCCAUUGAGGCUGCGGGGCGCGGCUUGACAGUAGUACGGCUCAAGCAAGGGGAUCCGACUGUAUACGGGCGUGCGGGCGAGGAGGUGUUGUAUUUCCGUGAACACGGCUUCGAACCGAUCGUCAUUCCAGGCGUCAGUUCUGUGCUUGCAGGGCCCACGUUUGCCGGAGUCCCCGUCACGCAGCGCGGAGCCGCAGAGUCUUUUGUCGUCUGCACAGGCGUGGGGCGGCAGGGCAAAGAAGUGAGGCUGCCGGGAUACGAGAGGUCUCGCACGCUGGUCAUCUUGAUGGGCGUUGCGCGGUUACCGCAGGUUCUAGAGACCCUGCUGUCCCGCGCGGAACAGCCCUCGUCGCGGCGGAACGGCGCUUCGUAUCCUGCAUGCACGCCCAUUGCCCUCAUCGAACGCGCGUCCAUGCCGGACCAGCGGGUGAUCUUCUCCACAUUACGGGACAUCUUGGCUGCGCUGGAGAGCGCUGGCGAGCAGCGUCCGCCGGGUAUGCUCGUGGUGGGUUGGUCGGUGCUCUCGCUGUGGGGGAAGGGCGACGUGAGCAUUCUCGAUGAUGGGGCUGCCGAAAGAGACGAGGAGAGGCUGAUGACAUGGUUAGAAGAUAGACGAUGGCGGAUUGAUGAUGGGCUAGAUGCUGGAUGGAAAGAUCUGUGA
Molecule: messenger RNA, 1851 nt
Organism: Sparassis crispa
Lineage: Eukaryota; Fungi; Basidiomycota; Agaricomycetes; Polyporales; Sparassidaceae
Product: Probable uroporphyrinogen-III C-methyltransferase
Exons: 2
Coding region: 1-1851 (616 amino acids)
Biological process (GO): siroheme biosynthetic process
Molecular function (GO): uroporphyrin-III C-methyltransferase activity
Source: RefSeq, a predicted model, not a curated record